Molecule: messenger RNA, 1353 nt
Organism: Diaporthe citri
Lineage: Eukaryota; Fungi; Ascomycota; Sordariomycetes; Diaporthales; Diaporthaceae
Exons: 1
Coding region: 1-1353 (450 amino acids)
Source: RefSeq, a predicted model, not a curated record
AUGCACCGCCCGUUUGCCCAGCGGCCAAGCUGCCCAAAUCCUCGUCGGAUCUAUCAGAUCUGCACCUUCAUCACGGCUCCCACGCCCUCGCCGCUUGGUUCACAGCUUGCCAAGCCCCCGUUUGCAACACUUGGCGCCUGCCCUCGCAGAGUCAGGCCCCUCCAAGGGAUGCCCAACGCAGGCUUGUCGCCAAAGCCAAUCUUGCCAACCUCCAGGUCUUACCGUUUUGGCCCACCCAAGCCUUCGAAGCAUUCCCUCCCGGAUGAGGCCCAGACGGGACCCUCCAGGGCGAAAGCUUCUUGCAAGCAAGGGAAUGUGGGCAUCAAAGACGUCGUCCUCGUCAUCGAGCACGCCUUGGAUCAGCUUCUGGCCCACGGCAGGAUCCCGCACGAGGACGAGGUCGCAGCCGCAUUACGCAAGUGCGCCAAAGCUGCCAGUCUGAUCCACGCCGGGCCAGCGAGUCCUCUUCACCUCGGCGAGUCUGCCGAGUCAGACACCGCAGCGUCGUCGCUGCUAUCUAUGGACGGACCUAGCUCAGAGCUGACGCAGUCCAUGGACACCAGUGCCGUCCUAGACCCCCCUCGGGUUAGCGAGCUGGCGGACCGCAUAUCCGAAGCCGCCUUUGUCAUUGUCUCUCACCCAGACGUCGUCAUUACAUCGCAGGUCUUGGAACUCUAUCUGGACACCCAGGCCCGACUUGGCAAGGUAAAGACUCUCCCGCACGUGCUGGCUUUGUACGCCUCGAAACCGAAACCUCGACGAAGCCGUGGUCCGUUGCAGUACUUUAAGCAAAAUCCCGAUAGGGCAGCCAACGCUGUCGAUCCCGACCUCGUUGACAAAGCGCUGAACGCUGCUAUCGAGGCCAAGAACCUUGAUGCAGCCAUCGGUAUCAUCGAAAAUAGCUACGCAACCAAGGCGUUCAUCCGGGCGAAGCUGCUCAAGAAAGCUCUGCUCCCUGCCUCGGCUGUAGUCGCGACUCCCAUCGCCGUGUACCUGCUGGCGUCCAGCCUGUCUCAUCUCCAGAAUUCUUUCGACCAGAAGACGGCAACCGCCGUGGCCACGGCCGGUAUCCUAGCCUACGUUGGGUUUACCGGCUGGAUGGGCGCCCUGUCCGUUAUCACGCAAAAUGAUCAUAUGAAACGCGUGACGUGGGCCCCAGGGAUUCCUUUGAAGGAACGGUGGAUUCAUGAAGAGGAGAGAGCCGCCCUGGACAAGGUGGCCUGCUCCUUCGGCUUCUCGCAGGCUCAUCGAUUUGGCGAAGAGGAGGGUGCUGACUUCCAAGCGUUGCGCGAAUUCAUCCUAUGCAAAGGCAUGGUCCUGGAUAGGGUCGAGUUGAUGGAAGGUAUGAGCUGA